GUUGCAGUCCAUAUCGCAGUUCGCAAUUGCCAAAGUUCCGCACUUAAUCCAAAACCCAAAUUAACUCUAAACAUGAAGUUCUUUGUGUUCGCCGCUAUUGCCUGCCUCUUGGCCACAUCCGUUGUCGGCGCCGAAAAGGAGGAGAAGAUGCUGAGCUCCGCUUAUGGAGGCGGCUAUGGCCAACCAGCUGCUGCCCCCGCUCCCCAGGGCUACGGCGCACCAGCUGCUCCAGCUGCACCUUCCUAUUCUGCCAACGCGGCUCCAGCCCAGGCAGCGCCCGUCUCCAUUCCCGCACCGCCGUGCCCGAAGAACUAUCUGUUCAGCUGCCAGCCCAACCUGGCCCCAGUACCGUGCAGCGCUCCAGCUCCAAGCUAUGGAUCAGCUGGUGCCUACACCCAAUACGCUCCUAUAUACGCGCCACGCCCCCUGCGUUGGUAAAUCCCGCACGCCUUCACGAUACAUCUGAUUGGACCGUUA
Molecule: messenger RNA, 477 nt
Organism: Drosophila navojoa
Lineage: Eukaryota; Metazoa; Arthropoda; Insecta; Diptera; Drosophilidae
Gene: Vm34Ca
Product: Vitelline membrane 34Ca
Source: RefSeq, a predicted model, not a curated record